Molecule: messenger RNA, 3489 nt
Organism: Betta splendens (Siamese fighting fish)
Lineage: Eukaryota; Metazoa; Chordata; Actinopteri; Anabantiformes; Osphronemidae
Product: polycomb protein SCMH1
Exons: 17
Coding region: 567-2747 (726 amino acids)
Biological process (GO): regulation of DNA-templated transcription
Cellular component (GO): nucleus
Molecular function (GO): protein binding
Source: RefSeq, a predicted model, not a curated record
GUGUCUUUACCCUGAGCUAAAACUGGAAGAUGACUCCACUCCGCCACCAUGCGCCGCCGCCAGGGGUCGCUGAUGCCCCGUCUCCAUCCUCUGGUUUGCCCGUCUAUUGGCGGACUGCCCGAGAAGAAAUGUUGGCAAAACACCCCCUCCUCAUCGUGUAGGAAAAAAUGGCGGACAAGCGCUAGAUCCCCAUCAGAAACAAACAGAAACACGUUUCAAAGCAAGGCAGACGUCUUCGGAUACACCGAGCAUCGGCUUCGGCGUUGAACCCACGUUAGCACCGACUAGCUCCGGCGCGCUGCACGAGGUCCCGCGUAGGUGCGGAACAAAGCGGGCGCGAGCGGCCGGAGGGAGCGGCUGCCCGCGGGUCCGUGCCCAACGCGCUCUCCCGGGCGGAGAAACGGGGAGCCGGUCGCUUUAAGCCGGACGCCAGCCCCCGCGGCGGAGGGAAAAAGGCGCACUUCUACCGAGAGGCAGCGGAGCGGAGGGACGCGGCCCAUCGGUUAUGAAGGCGUAAGAGCGGGAGGUCACUGUUGCACCCUAAGCUUGGUCAGUACUGUUGGAGCAUGAGGAAACCUGUGCCACAGAAAGCUGUAGAGUGGAAAGAUGCCAGAAGGAUCAAACAUGCCCGAAGUGGACGGCCCUCUCGGGUGCCAUCACAGUACCAAGGGCACUUCAGUUGGGAUAAAUAUCUGAAGGAGACAGGUGCCACUGCUGCCCCAGCAUCAUGCUUCAAACAGAGUCUUACGCCACCGGUUAAUGAGUUCAAGGCCGGCAUGAAGCUGGAAGCCCAGGACCCACGGAACACCACGUCCACCUGCAUUGCCACGGUAGUGGGCCUGACAGGCUCGCGGCUGCGGCUCCGCCUGGACGGCUCCGACAACAAGAAUGACUUCUGGCGACUGGUGGACUCCUCGGAGAUCCAGCCCAUUGGCAACUGUGAGAAGAACGGUGGGAUGCUUCAGCCACCGCUCGGUUUUCGUCUCAAUGCGUCUUCCUGGCCCAUGUUUCUUCUGAAAACCUUAAACGGAGCUGAGAUGGCGCCCUCCCGCAUCUUUCACAAGCAGGAGCCUCCCUCCCCGGAGCAGAACUCCUUCCAGGUGGGCAUGAAGCUUGAAGCCGUGGACCGCAAAAACCCCCACUUCAUCUGUCCAGCCACAGUGGGCGCUCUGCGUGGUGUCGAGGUGCUGGUCACAUUCGAUGGCUGGCGCGGAGCCUUCGACUACUACUGCCGUUACGAUUCGCGUGACAUCUUCCCCGUUGGCUGGUGCACGCUCACUGGAGACAACCUUCAGCCACCUGGAACUAAAGUAGUGUUGCCUAAGAGCCUUGGGUCACUGACAGAGGGGAGCGUGGAGAGCACAGCUAUGCACCCAACCCCAACGGUGGGACGACCACCAGGUCAGAGAGGCCGUAAGCCAGGCCGCAGGAAAACCAAGGUGACGGGGCCCUGGGCUCAGAAAGGCUCCGUACUGGGACCACAGGGCAUCCAGCCAAGCAAAGAACUGGGGCCCAUCAAGAUCCCCAAGAAACGAGGGCCCAAACCUGGCAGUAGGUUGGGUUGGGCAAAGAGAGCCGGGUGGCUAGACGACGCCAUGGCUGGACCAGGACGGCCGGCGACGGGCCCGGGGCGAACCAGGGGCAGACUGCCAGCCAACUGGGCUCAGAGGAUCGCUCUGCAGCAGGCCCACACUCAGGCACAACCUCUCAAGAUCCCAAAGAAAAGAGGACCCAAGCCAGGCAGCAAGAGGAAACCACGUGUGGUUCCUAACCCAGUGCCCACGUCUCCCACCAGCAGCACCCCAGAGCCUGACACCAGCACUGUGCCUCUGGAUAACGCAACCAUCCCCAACUCUGCACUACAGGCCCCCACAGUUUGUGUGUACCUAAAUAAGUACGGCAAGGUGGGACCCCAUUUGGACCAGAGGCGCAUCCAGCAGCUGCCAGAUCACUUUGGACCCGGCCGGGCCUCUUCGGUGCUGCAGCAGUGUGUCCAGGCUUGUGUGGACUCUGCCCACAACCAGGCUACUGUCUUCUCCUGCCUCAAGUCUGGACAAGGUGGCGAAGUCAUUUCUGCCUACUUCGAUCAGCAGCAGCACACCCUGACCCUGCCUACAGUCAGCAGCGUCACCUACGUUCUCCGCUUCCUGGAAAAACUCUGCCACAACCUUCACUGUGAUCCUCUGUUUGGCAGUCAGCCCGUAGCCAGGGGAGGCCUGCACUACGACCACACCCACACAGAUAGAAGAGGUUUCUCUGACAGCCUGACAACAGGCCCAGGCCGAGGCACCAAGCGGUUCCUGCAGGACUACAAAAGUCCUUUGCCUCAAAAGCUGCCCAAAAUCCCCCGUCACUCCAUCGAUGGCGAGUCCUUCGUGGAGGGCAGUGUUUCUGCAGCAGAGCACUUAAAGAAGAGUCCCCUCUCUCCAAACGCGUCUGGACUGACAUCCGGCCUGAGGUCCAAUUCAAAGCUGCUGCAUCAUAGCUCCACAGGCUCCGGUAAUUUCCGAGAGAGUCCAAAGCCGAGUGGUCAGGACCCCAACCUGUGGACGGUGGAGGAUGUCAUGCAGUAUAUCAGGGAUAUCGACCCGGUUCUGGCUCCACACGCUGACCUUUUCCGAAAACACGAGAUCGACGGGAAAGCGCUCCUGCUGCUGCGUAGUGACAUGAUGAUGAAAUACAUGGGCCUGAAGCUCGGCCCGGCUCUCAAACUCACCUUCCACAUUGACAAGCUCAAACGGGCUUGAGGUGCUCAGCCAACCAGCCGCAGCCUUUUAAAAGGACUAAUCUGCAACCUCACCUCUCCUGCUCUAGGAUCAGUAUAUCAUGCACUACAUUGAACACUAUAUACUGACCAUUUACAUGUAGCAGCUUCCAUCAGAUCACCUCAUCAGUCAUUACAUACUCGUGUCCUGACCUCAUCCAAUGAGCAGGAUUUCUUUUGUGUAGCACAAUCCAGCCUUGAGGCAGCAUGCGAAACUUGGCUCAUCCACUUAAUCUAUUUUGCAUUUCAGUAUAACUUGAAAAGUUGUGUGUGGCCAUUUUAACUGUAAAGGGCUUUUUUUGGCCUACUUUUAUUACAUUGCAUUUAUUCUGUACAUUUCAUAUUUUCUACUUCUUGAAUAUAUGAACUUGUAUUUUUGCCUUUUCAACAUUUUGUGUUGGAUAUGCUAAAAGAACACUAAGUCAUUACACUCAUCCCAAUAGUUGGGAACGUUUCUCAUUAAAGUCUCUGUUUGAGGCACAAUUUUGCAACUACAACAAUGUUAAUUAUAUGGAGGUAAAAACGUGAUUUAUGAAAGGAAGUAAAAAAUUUAUUAUGAACUUAAUGCCAUGAGGAAAUUUGUUGUCUUAUUCUUGAUGUUGUUUACGAUGCCUUGUCUUGUCUUUAUUUGUACUUUUUUAAUUUUUUAUACUAUAUUAUUAGAGUUCCUACAUGGAGAGCCCUAUCAUACUUAACAUUGUUCAAUAAAUAUAUAAUAAAUUAAA